AUGGUGGGGUUGAUUGUUUCUGGAAAAUCGAAAUGCUUAAUUUCUUCUCGUUUUCGUCUUAACAAGGUUCGUCUGAGUUUGCCUCAAAAACGGAUUCACCAUCAUGAAAGCAUCCGUAUGUCAUUUCAGAAACCAAGAGCUUUUAUGGAUUCUUAUAAUCAGUCUUCUAGCUUUUUAGAUCUCUUAAAAAACCAACAACCACACAAUGACCCUAGUAUACAAACCGCUGCCUCAAAUGUCAUGUUUGGAACACAAUGGGAUGAAGCUGCAGACGUAGAAGCUCAUAAUGUGGACGACCGUAAGGAGAGAAGGAAAUGGUCACCAACAGAGGACGUUGUGCUCAUCAGCGCUUGGUUGAACACCUCCAAAGACCCAGUGGUUGGGAAUGAGCAGAAAGCAAUUGCGUUUUGGAAACGAAUUGCAGCUUAUUUUGGGUCAAGUCCCAAACUUGCUGGUUUGCAAAAGAGAGAGCCUACUCAUUGUAAACAAAGGUGGAGAAAAAUUAAUGAGGGCGUGUGUAAGUUUACUGGGUGUUACGAUGCUGCAAACAAACAGAAAUCAAGUGACCAGAACGAGGAUGAAGUGUUGAAGAUGGCUCAUCAAAUAUUCUUCAAUGAUUACAAGAGCAAGUUCACACUAGAGCAUGCUUGGUUAGAAUUUAGGCAUGAUCAGAAAUGGUGUGGUGCUUCCUCUACUAAAGGAAAUGUGAACUCCAAAAGAAGAAAGCUUGAUGACCAAUCUUCUUUUUCUUCAACGUCAGUGCCACUUAGCCACGGCGAGCAUGAAGCCGCUCGGCCUGUUGGUUUUAAAGCCGCUAAGGCCAAAGGUAAAAGGUCUUUGUAA
Messenger RNA from Brassica napus (rape), 843 nucleotides. Its product is annotated as glutathione S-transferase T3-like. NCBI's taxonomy places the organism in Eukaryota, Viridiplantae, Streptophyta, Magnoliopsida, Brassicales, Brassicaceae. The coding region runs from base 1 to 843 and encodes 280 amino acids. The transcript has 3 exons. The record is from RefSeq and is a predicted model, not a curated record.